Molecule: messenger RNA, 1625 nt
Organism: Durio zibethinus
Lineage: Eukaryota; Viridiplantae; Streptophyta; Magnoliopsida; Malvales; Malvaceae
Product: protein RAE1-like
Molecular function (GO): protein binding
Source: RefSeq, a predicted model, not a curated record
UCACACUUUUAAUUCCUUUUACCUCCCAUUUUCUUCCUUCUCUUGCAAAUCAAAGCUUCCAAUCCAAACAGCCUCUUUAUUUCCAUCUUCCCCUUCUUCUUUUCUCUUCAAAUUCUCGCUCGCUUUCUCGCCUUCUCAUUUUUUCUCUUUAGCAUAUUAUUGGUUUUCAAAAAGAAGGAAAAAGAAAAACGAUUUGCUCAAAUGGCGAGUUUCUUGACGGCGACAACGCUUGGAAAUCCAAAUCCAAACAAGUCUUUCGAGGUUUUGGAACCUCCUAAUGACUCUGUUUCAAGUCUCAGUUUCAGUCCUAAGGCCAAUUUUCUGGUCGCAACUUCUUGGGAUAACCAGGUGAGAUGUUGGGAGAUAAUUCGAAAUGGGGUAAAUGUUGCCAGCAUGCCGAAGGCAUCCAUAAUGCACGAUCAGCCGGUAUUGUGCUCAACAUGGAAAGAUGAUGGAAUGACUGUAUUUUCUGGUGGAUGUGACAAACAAGUGAAAAUGUGGCCUUUGAUGUCUGGCGGCCAGCUAAUGACUGUGGCAAUGCAUGAUGCACCCAUCAAAGAGAUGGCUUGGAUCCCUGAGAUGAGUUUAUUAGUCACAGGAAGCUGGGACAAGACAUUGAAGUAUUGGGAUACGAGGCAGUCGAAUCCUGUACACGUUCAUCAGCUCCCUGACCGCUGCUAUGCACUUACAGUGAAACAUCCUCUCAUGGUUGUUGGCACUGCUGAUAGAAAUUUAAUUGUCUUCAACUUGCAGAAUCCACAGACCGAGUACAAGAGGAUUCUUUCACCCUUGAAAUAUCAGACAAGGUGUGUUGCUGCCUUCCCAGAUCUGCAAGGCUUCUUGGUUGGAUCGAUAGAAGGACGGGUUGGUGUGCAUCAUUUGGAUGAUCAGCAACAAGGCAAAAAUUUUACUUUUAAAUGUCACAGAGAGGGCAAUGAGACGUUCUCAGUCAACUCACUAAAUUUCCAUCCUGUGCACCACACUUUUGCAACUGCUGGUUCUGAUGGAGCUUUCAACUUCUGGGACAAGGAUAGUAAACAGAGACUGAAGGCCAUGUCCAGGUGUAGUCAGCCUAUUCCUUGCAGCACGUUCAACAAUGAUGGUUCCUUAUUUGCAUACUCGGUGUGUUAUGACUGGAGCAAGGGUGCAGAGAAUCAUAAUCCUGCAACAGCAAAGACAUACAUUUUCCUACAUCUGCCACAGGAUUCUGAGGUUAAAAGCAAGCCUCGAAUUGGGACUAGUGGUAGAAAGUAAUGCUGAAUUCAAAGUUGUUUUGCCUGUAUGUAAACGUCAAUCACAGUAAAGGUAGAAAAUUAGGAUAGAUCCUUCCUUGCGAGCAUAUGUAGAGAGCAUAGAGCUCAGGUAAGGAAAGGAAAAGAUUUUGUUUCAGGUAGGUCUUUGAAGCAAAUACUUGUUCCUCGUGGUGAUAUGUAGUUAGCAGUUAUACGCAGAUCCUUGUACAGAUUAGGCGUUAAAUAGAUAUUUCAAACUUUGCCUUGUUUUAUUUUACUGGCAGUAAACCGAAUUCAUCUCCCAGAUGUUGGAAGGAAUGUAUUAAAAUCGUCCGAGAGUAAGGCCCAAUUAUAUAUACCUCUACUCUCGCCUCGGCUUAUUUCUUUGCUUUA